Messenger RNA from Sarcophilus harrisii (Tasmanian devil), 3127 nucleotides. It is a transcript of the gene ABHD17B, whose product is annotated as abhydrolase domain containing 17B. Gene Ontology annotation, biological process: protein depalmitoylation. Gene Ontology annotation, molecular function: palmitoyl-(protein) hydrolase activity. The coding region runs from base 904 to 1770 and encodes 288 amino acids. Gene Ontology annotation, cellular component: endosome membrane; plasma membrane. The record is from RefSeq and is a predicted model, not a curated record. NCBI's taxonomy places the organism in Eukaryota, Metazoa, Chordata, Mammalia, Dasyuromorphia, Dasyuridae. The transcript is spliced from 5 exons.
UCGGCCGUUCCGGAGGCCCCUUGUGAGUCUCGCUCAGCUGGGCGGCUCCUGAUUGGCGAAAACCCAAGCCAGGAUGGGUCGCUCCUCCCCCGUGCAGACUGAAGCCCGAGUUGUGUGCGACCCAGGCCAUCUGUUCGUCGUGGUCCUAACUCCCGCUUUACUGUGGGUCGGGUUUGUCCCUCUUCCUCCCCUUCCAACGCCCCCUCCCCCUCCCCGCCUUCCCAUUCUGCGCUCCACACUCCUACGUGAGGGAGCCCGGGGGCCUGACCAGAAGACACCUAGCUGGCUCUUUUCCGUGGACGGAAGAAAAGAGGCAUCGGCCGCAACGACCAGGACCACUACCACGCGGGAAGUAAGGCCCCAGAGCAGCCUCUCGCGCCCAAGCCGUUACUCAAUAGAAGAGUCACUUAAUCCGGGCAACGCGAGGAGGACUCCGGGGCGAGGGGCAGUAAAGAAGGAGCUCUCGGGGCUCCUGACCCCCUUCUCCCUCUCCCCUCUUCCCCAGCCGCCGCGAUCUGGUCUUGUCCUUCCUCCUUAGGACGAACCCGCCGACCCUCCAGCCCGGCGGGAAGAAGACCCGCCGCCAUUGGAAGGGGUCCCUCGGCGACGGCGGCGGUGGUCCCUUGGAGAGGGAAGCGAGAAAUCCGGAGUGUGAUCGCGGAGUGGGAAGGGGGGGGAGGGGGGACGGGACGGACGUUCCCGGUUUUUCGAGAAUAAGAGGCUCUCCCGCGCUAGAUUCCUUGAACUCAGCCUUUCUCAGAGGUGCAGGCUGGGGCUACAUGAGGAAGAUAAUUUUGAGCCUAAGACCAUAUCUAGAAAACCAUUGUCUUAAAGUUGUCUUCGGCUAUCUAUAUUUUCUCUAAGCCUGAGGGGAACCUCCCUUAUCUUCCCAAUUAUUGGAACAUGAAUAAUCUUUCAUUUGGUGAACUAUGUUGCCUCUUCUGCUGUCCACCCUGCCCAGGGAAAAUUGCUUCUAAAUUAGCAUUUUUACCACCUGACCCUACUUAUACUCUGAUGUGUGAUGAAAGUGGAAGUCGUUGGACCCUACAUCUUUCAGAAAGAGCAGACUGGCAGUAUUCUUCCAGAGAAAAAGAUGCUAUUGAAUGUUUUAUGACUAGAACCAGUAAAGGUAACAGGAUUGCCUGUAUGUUUGUGCGUUGCUCACCCAAUGCCAAAUAUACUUUACUCUUCUCACAUGGAAAUGCUGUUGACCUUGGUCAAAUGAGCAGUUUUUACAUAGGACUGGGUUCAAGGAUUAAUUGCAAUAUAUUUUCAUAUGAUUAUUCUGGAUAUGGAGCAAGUUCUGGGAAACCAACAGAGAAGAACCUUUAUGCAGAUGUUGAUGCAGCGUGGUUGGCUCUUAGAACAAGGUAUGGUAUCCGCCCUGAAAAUGUGAUUAUAUAUGGCCAGAGUAUAGGAACAGUACCAUCUGUGGAUCUUGCUGCUCGUUAUGAGAGUGCUGCUGUCAUUCUUCAUUCCCCUCUGACCUCAGGAAUGAGGGUAGCUUUUCCAGAUACUAAGAAGACCUACUGCUUUGAUGCAUUCCCAAACAUUGACAAAGUUUCUAAAAUAACCUCACCAGUGUUAAUAAUUCAUGGGACUGAAGAUGAAGUCAUUGACUUUUCACAUGGCCUCGCAUUAUUUGAACGCUGCCAAAGACCUGUGGAGCCUCUCUGGGUUGAAGGAGCAGGUCACAAUGAUGUGGAACUUUAUGGACAGUACCUUGAACGAUUGAAACAGUUUGUGUCACAUGAACUAGUGAAUUUGUAAAUUUCUUUGUAGAUUUACAUACUGUGUUCUGUUUUGAUGCUGAACUGGGCACCUUGGUAAAUAACUUAAAACCUGAAGGUUUUGUUUUCAAAUCAUGUUAGUUGCCUUCAUAAAUGUACAGGUAUGAUUUGUUAACAGAAUUAAUGAAGGUUUUAAUUAUCAGUAUAAAAAACUGGAAAUAACAGUAUCAUGCAGUUAAGCUAUGUAAUUUAUAUAUUUUAUGUGAAUUUUUUUUAAGAAACAAAAACCACCAAGAUGAGUACUGUAAGAAAUUUUAAUUCUAUAAAAAAAUCAAAUGCUGUAAAAAUAUUGCCAAAUGCUUUCACAUACCAGAAACGAAUUUAUAAAUAUUUUUUAAACAUCUCAGUGUAUUAAUUCUUGUUGCACUAAUAUAAUAUUCUUUUAAAACCCAUACAUCUAAAACUGUGCAAAUAGUCAAUGUUAAAACAAAUGGUAAUAAACACCAUGAAAUGUGCAAGUGUAGAGUUGAACUAGACUCUGUUAUGCAGGGUUAAUGGUUAAAAGGUAUUUUGUUGCCAUUUUUGUAUCCAUAUAUCCCAAUGGUUAGUCUUAUUUUUCUCUUUUUGUUCAUUACAGUGUUAGGCUUCAUUUUUGUCCCCCAUGUAAUAAUUUACCAACUGGUUACUUUAUAAAGGGAAAGUCAUUAGAUAACACUAAAUUUUAACUGACUUUGAGUCAUGAGGUCAGUACUGUGAGGCAGUUACCUAAAUUCUCAUAUUAGGAGUUUCAAAGAUGUUAGAAUUUCUAGAAUGAUUUAUUGUGCGCAGCAUUUUUUUUUUUUUUUUAACUUUGAAUGAUCGUGUAGAAAUACAGUACUCUUAAUAGUAUGGAAACCUGAAAUUUCAUUUAGGUUUAUUUUAUUCAGUAUCACAUGCACAUUCACUGCUGUAUUCCAUUCAGGUUUCCUUUGGCUGUUUUAAGUAUAGAACUUCUUGGUUUUGGCUGCCAUCUGAGAAUAUUACUAAUUUACUCCUUAGUAGAAGAGAAAGAAAAGAGAGAACAUUAACACUUUUGUAUUAACUAAUGUAGUUUAAAAAAAAUUGCAGAAAAAUAAAACUGUAAGUUGCCUUUUCCUUGGAUGAAUCUUGCCUGAAUAAAAUUAUGAAAGAAAAUGCAAAUAAAAUUAAUGGUAUGUAGUCUAAUUUGUAAAUGAUUGAAUAUUGAAAUAAUACACACUGUGGAUAUAUUUUAAGGCCUUAUGUAGUUUUAAUUGUUCUGCUUGUUCUGUGGUUAUGUCUAAGACUAUUGUAUAUGAUUCCCUUAAAAGUAUAUCAAGUAUUGUGAAUGCUUUGGUUUAGAUGUGUCAGAUUUAACAGUAAAAUAGCACAUAUCCCAC